Molecule: messenger RNA, 2342 nt
Organism: Brassicogethes aeneus
Lineage: Eukaryota; Metazoa; Arthropoda; Insecta; Coleoptera; Nitidulidae
Source: the annotation of a GenBank genome assembly
AACCACAAACUUUACAUAUUUGCCGUAUCAUCAUUUUAAAGAAAGUUGCUUUAAUCCGUUUAUCCGUUUAUAUUAAUUUUUAUAUCAAAAAUGGAAAUUGAUAAGUCUCAAUAUGUUUUGCCAAACGACCAGCCGGUUGUAGUUUUGGAAGUACAAUCAGCAUUUAAUGGAUUAUUAGAAAAAGAAAAACUGUAUUCGCACUAUAUCAGCAAGGCAUCAUGGACUGGAGGGUUGGUCACAUUAUUGCAAACAAGCCCCGAGUCUGGUUACUUAUUUGUUUUAUUGCAUAAGCUAUUUAAUGCUCAAAAUCCUGCUGAUUUUAAGAAGUUGGCGUUACUUCAAGGGUUUACUGAGGAUGAAGUUACUGCCUUUUUUGUUUACGCUGCUGGUGUAUUCUCAAAUGCAGGAAACUAUAAGGGAUUUGGUGAUAGUAAAUUUAUUCCAAAUAUUGAAGCAGAUCGUCUUGAGGCUCUAUUGAAAGUCAGUGGCAAAUGGUCAGAAUUGGAACCCAUUUGGUUAAAGUUAAAAGAUGUUUUGUACGAUUUAAGUGAUGGAAAAAAUUGUUUGGGUUACAGACCCAAAGGUAUUACAACAUAUCUCUCCCGAAAUUGCACACCUGAGGAUAAUGAAAAAGUGCAAAAUUGGUUGAAAUCACACAAGUUAGAAGCCUAUAAUUCAAGAUUAUUUAAAUAUGAGGCAGAUAAUAAGAUUACUUAUGAAAUUCGUUUAGCUGGAGAACAGAUUUCUGAGUUAAAAAAAGAGACUGUAGAUAACAUUACCUAUUUACUAACUACUGGGGAUUAUUUUCCCAUUAUGGGAAAAGUGGCAACUUUGCUAGAACAAGCUAAAGAACAUGCUGCUAACGAAACUGAAAAGGAAAUGCUGUCUUGCUAUGUGAAAUCAUUCAGAACAGGCUCUCUGGAUGAACACAAAAACGGUUCCAGAUUUUGGAUCAAGGAUAAAGGGCCAGCCAUUGAGACAUACAUUGGUUUUAUAGAAACAUACAGGGAUCCUGCUGGUAUUAGAGGCGAAUUUGAAGGAUUUGUGGCAGCCGUUAAUAGAGAAAUGUCCGCUAAAUUUACUACAUUGGUGUCAAAUGCUGAACAUUUCCUCACCCUCUUACCUUGGGGUAAAGGUUUUGAAAAGGAUAAGUUUUUGAAACCAGAUUUUACAUCCCUGGAUGUUGUUACAUUUGCUGGAAGUGGCAUACCUGCUGGUAUCAACAUACCCAACUAUGAUGACAUACGACAAACAGAGGGUUUUAAAAACGUAUCUUUAGGAAAUGUUAUACCUGCAAGUUAUCAGAUGUCUAAAACUCCUUUUUUGACUCAAGAAGACGCUGAUAUUUUGCAAAAAUGGAGAGUUACCGCUUUUGAAUUACAAGUGGGUCUCCACGAACUUUUGGGCCACGGUUCCGGCAAACUACUCACCAAAAACGCCGAGGGUGAAUUUAACUUCACGCCCGACCUGGUGGACCCAGUAACCGGUGAUGCGCCAGCCUCGUGGUACGAACCCGGCGACACCUACGACACCCGCUUCGGCCCGCUCAGCUCCACCUACGAAGAAUGCCGGGCUGAAGCCGUCGGUCUUUACCUCAGUCUUAACGAAGAGGUCCUCAAGAUUUUCGGACACGAGGGACAGAACGCCGAUGACGUGGUCUACGCCAACUGGUUGUCGUUGGUGUACGCUGGCGCCGGCAGGGGGCUCGAGUUGUACGAACCUGGUAGAGGUUGGCUACAAGCACAUGCCCAGGCCCGCUUUGUUUUGGCUAGAGUCCUCAUUAAAGCUGGCGUUGCCAAAGUGACUCAACCUGAAAAGGACGAUUUAUUAGUGACGUUGGACCGUUCAUUGCUGAAAACCGAGGGCAAAAAAGCUAUCGGCAACUUCUUAACAAAACUGCAAAUUUACAAAGCCACUGGAAAUGUUGAAGCAGCUAAAGCACUUUAUAACGAAUUUGACGAAGUUUCGGAGCCAUGGACAAGUUGGAGGUCGAUAGUUUUGGCGAACAAACAGCCCAGAAAGAUUUUUGUACAGUGUAACACAGUAUUAGAAAAUGAUAGUGUUAAAUUGGUUACUUAUGAGCCCAGUUUGGAGGGAUUCCUGCAAUCUUGGGUAGACAGGUUCUCUAAUUCUCAGGAACUGCACAGUGACUUGUUGGAGCUCUGUAAACACAACAAUCAUCAUUUUCAAUAAUUGUUUAGUAUUAUUAUAAUAGCUAUAAUAGCUGCUGUACCUUCUGAAUUUAAUGAAUUGCAUUUUAAUAAAUUUUGUUUUUAUAAUAAAACAUUUAUGCCUAGUUUUUAUAAAGUAUUAAAUUUUAAUAAUUAAAUUGUAUUGUCUAA